Hydatigera taeniaeformis is the source of this 246-nucleotide messenger RNA. Lineage: Eukaryota; Metazoa; Platyhelminthes; Cestoda; Cyclophyllidea; Taeniidae. The record is from the annotation of a GenBank genome assembly.
GUUGAAGAUGUGGCGACGACAAGAGGGGAGCUUCGCAGAGACACGCGUUUUGAACAACGCGAUUGGUGGAGUUUCUACAAGGCGUGGGAGGAAGAGGAUGACGUUGAGAACCGUGAGGAGCUCCACAAAAUCCCCGUGCACAACACCGACUUGACGGCGACCUGCACAGCUCUUAACAAUGCUGGUGGGUGCGUGAGCAGUUGCUAUGAUGGUUGGAAAGAUGGGGACAAUGGCAUGAGAUGCUAG